AUGCGGCACUUGCCGCGCAGAGACGUUGACGAGGAAGUUCACGACGCAGCGGAGGAGCUUGGGAGAGCCAUUGGCGGAAGCGAAGGUCCGCGUAUGUGCGACGAAGACGAAGAAAAGGCUGCAGAAGGGAACGAAUUUUUCAGCACGAGACACUUUCUGCCGGACAGCGACCCGUGGGGUGGACCAGAAACAGUGUACAGCUCAAAUCCGCAGAGGUCGCUGGGCUUUAUGUGUCCAUUUUGCCUCUGCGUGACGCACUUGCCGGCCCAACAGGACUGCGGACACGUCUUGUGCUUCUCCUGCCUCCAGCAGUCCCUCUCUACAGUUGGCGCUUGUACGCUGUGUCAAGCACAGCAGAUGCUCGAGAUCCGUGAGACGGCGCUACUUGCUGCGCCAGAACAAACGAUGGGAAUGCCAUGUGUUCGUGCAGAGCGAGCUGGUCAUUUGCCGAUCUCGACGUCGGCUCAUUUGUCAGUAUUACAAAGAGCUGUUGGUCAAGCGGACCAUGUGCAUGUCAGUAGGAACAAGCACAGCAUGUAUGCUGACACGGACAUGUUUGCGGGCUACGAGGCAAACAAAGGGUACGAGGAUCUCGUGCCAAAUACCAGUGCAGCACCGUUCUUGUUCGACAGUCUGAGUGAUUUGGAUGACCUUAUCGAUCUUGAUGAUCUGGUUUCGUCGGACAGUGAGCAGCCUUCGUCAUUGGUAGCAGAAUUCGUCUCUCUGGAUGAAAACGUCACUGUGGAACCUUCGCGCCAUCCACGAACAUCGCUACCAAAAAGGAGCUUUGAUUCCAAGAAGACUAAAGCGCGUAAGUUGAAGCGCGGGGAGCUCGGCGCUACUCGAAUGGAGUGGCAAGUAGUGCGUUCAGAGGGCUCUCCACCGGAUCCACGAUACGAUUGUGGGCUCGCAAUGUAUGGAAACGUUAUGAUUGUUGUAGGCGGCAUCGUAGGCGAGUUACGGCUAAAUGACCUAUACACGUUAGAUCUUGCCGCAAAGCCUUUGCCUCAAUGGAUUCGACCGCCGGUUGGCGGUGUAUCGCCACCAUUAGGCCAUCUCCUCCAGAUUUUCGUCAUUGACGACAAUUUGUAUGCGAUUGGUGGCACCACUGAUGGUAAUUUUCUGACGGAACUUCACCGACUUCACCUCAAGUGUAGUGAGUGGAAGUGGGAAAAAAUUGAAGUGGCUGGAACGCCUCCGUCAAUGCGGUAUUGGUAUUCAUUGACAGUGUUGCAGGGGAUGGCAAUAUUGUACGGAGGCUACGGCCACCCUCGACGACUGAGUGAUACGUUUGCGCUUCGCUUCGACACCGAGGUUCCGACAUGGGUAGAACUUCAACCUCGCGGAGAGAUUCCGGGAUCGUCGUCGACGCACUCAGUAUGCGUCAUCAACGAUCGCAUGUACAUAUUUGGUGGAUACGACGGCAAGUGUCGUCGUGGCCAGCUUUUUUCAUUCGAGAUCGAAGAUGCUUCGAGUGAGCACAUCGAUUGUGUGUGGUGCAAAGUAGAGACUCAAGGGCGUGGCCCUGCAUUGCGCUACACGCAUUCGAGUGCCAGUAUUGGCUCGCAAUUGAUUGUCUACGGAGGUAAUACCGGGUGCUUGAAAGGCGACGCGUAUGUGCUGGACGUUGGAGCAGACGAAGACAUUCCGAUUUGGAAACCGGUCAAGUGUGAUCCCCCGUUGACUCCGCGUGCAUGGCACCGAACUGUGGUUUGCAAUGGCGCGAUGUACGUAUUUGGAGGCAACACUGCUGACGGGAAGGAGAAUAACGUGGUGCGCAUCGCGUUUUCAGCGGCUUAG
Messenger RNA from Hyaloperonospora brassicae, 1800 nucleotides. Lineage: Eukaryota; Oomycota; Peronosporomycetes; Peronosporales; Peronosporaceae. The record is from the annotation of a GenBank genome assembly.